AUGUGCCACUGCGUGGGCUACCGACACGAUACAGACGAGGAGUGGGCCGAGAUGCAAAAGAAGGAAGAGUGGAUACUCGAGCGCUUGAAAGCCAAGUUCCCAAUACGGACUUCGACAGCUCCGUUGUCUUAUGUGAGUCCGCCUACUUUUCAACACAAUGCCGAGAAGAAAGAAGAGGAACGAUAA
Molecule: messenger RNA, 186 nt
Organism: Sphaeroforma arctica JP610
Lineage: Eukaryota; Ichthyosporea; Ichthyophonida
Exons: 2
Coding region: 1-186 (61 amino acids)
Molecular function (GO): metalloendopeptidase activity
Source: RefSeq, a predicted model, not a curated record